Messenger RNA from Callithrix jacchus (white-tufted-ear marmoset), 12464 nucleotides. NCBI's taxonomy places the organism in Eukaryota, Metazoa, Chordata, Mammalia, Primates, Cebidae. The record is from RefSeq and is a predicted model, not a curated record.
CCACACAUUUUAGGAGGGCCUACAUGAAGCCAGAUCUCAGCAGGGAUUCUCUGACGAGCAAGUGAUUCUGCCUUCCAGGAGUUUGCAGUUGAGCAGAAAAGAAUGCUAAGUCAGCAGACUGAAAUAGUAAUAUAUGAUGAGCAGGAUUAAGAGGGGGGUAUGGGGCUGACUUGGAAGCAUCCAGAGAAUUUGGAGGAUGGAUUUUAACUUGGAAUAGUCUUGAAGGACCCCAAUCCCAACUGUUAGUGAGACUUUUUCUCUCUUCUCCCUUGUGUUUGGUCUAGGAGAAGCUUCCCCAGGAGAUAUUUUUGGGGCCUCUUUAAUCACUGGAUGGGCUAAUGUUAGAGCGUUUCCUUUUCUCUCUGUACAUUGCAGAGAAAUAAUGCCUCUGUGUAGUUUCUCUCUCUCUCUCUCUCUCUCUCUCUCUCUCUCUCUCUUUUUGAGAUGGAGUCUCACUCUGCCCAGGCUGGAGUGCAGUGGUGCAAUCCCAGCUCACUGCAGCCUCCACCUUGCAGGUUCAAGUGAUUUUCCUUCCUCAGCCUCCUGAGUAUCUGGGACUACAGGCACAUGCCACCAUGACCAGCUAAUUUUUGCACUUUUGGUAGAGAUGGGCUUUUGCCAUCUUGGCCUAGCUGUCCUUGAACCCUUAACCUCAAGUGAUCUGCCUUCCUUGGCCUCCCAAAGUGCUGGGCAUAGGCGUGAGCCACCAGGCCCGACCUGUGUAGUCUCUUAACCUUCUUCAAUAGCCUGAGUUAGUUGAACUGUAUAGUGACAUAAUUGGGCUCUCCAGCACUGCAUUCAAAGACUCAUUCUUUUGUUCAUUCUUCCGUUCAGCAAACUUAUGUUUUUGGUGCCUGUGAGGGGUUCAGGAUCUGUGUAAGAGGUCUGGGCACAGAGUUGCAAGAAACCAGCCUUCCUGAUAAGGAACUCAGAAUAUAGAGGAGGCAGACUGAAAAUAUCAAUCAUAACUCCGAAGGGGAAGGGCUGGGGCAGGGGAAGUAACACUUGCGCACCUAAAAGUAAAAAGUGAGCCAGGAACAGUGUCGUGGUGGAAUUAGCAUCUGUGACAGGGGCUGGCAAAUUUUUUCCUGGGAGGGGCCAGGGAGUAAACACAGCAGACUCUUGGCAGCCAUAUGGUCCCUGUUGUAUCCACUCAACUCUGUUGUUAUGACAGAAAGCAGCCAUAGACAGUAUGCAAAUGAAUGGGCAUGGCUGUGUUCUAAUAAAACUUUAUUUCCAAAAACAGUGCAUGGGCUGGAUUUGGCCUGUGGGCUGAAAUGUGCUGACUCCUCGUCUAAGAUAAGACCUAAAGAGUGACUGGGAAAUGAAUGGCCAGGUAAAGAGUGGGACAUGUUCAGGCAGGAGAGCAGCAGGUGUCAUGACCCAGGAGCUGGAGCUGUUUUGGAAGAAAAAUUCUAACUGAGAAUGGUUGUGUGGCUGGCUGUAGCAUGCAUGUGUGGGCUAUGGUGUGAGGUGACAGGAGGAUUAGGAGGGGCUGUUUUGGAGUUCUGAGUUUAUCCUGAGGAUAGUCAGUAGGAAGGGACAGAACCUGUCAUGCAUCAUUUAAGCCACGGUGUGUUCUGGCCUCAAGGCCUCAGGCUAGUUGCUCUGAGCCCUUUUCUUUCUAUUUUCCAUUAAUUAAUUCUUGCAGGUAUACAGUGUGCUUCCCAGGAUGCAGGAGAGCAUGGCUCUGAUGACACAGCUGAGCACAAGUCAGUAGGAGGCACUGCCAUCUGCUCCUGGUGGCUGAUGGCAGAGAAGGGAGCCCUGGACCCUCUGGAAGGGCUGGACACUGCUCUGCAUGCAUCACCUCUGAUGGUCUCCUGGCCUACAUCCCCUCUGAUGGACCCUGUUAGGACUCAGUAAUUUAAAACGCAUGUGGCCAGGGGCUGUCUGGUCACUGGUAAUGAGGCCUUCACCUCCUCCUCCUGUUCCGCUUAGGCUAGAGGCAUUUAUUAACUCAAAUUAAUAGAGGAAGAAGAAAAAUAUUAACAACUCUCUAGGCCCCCUUCCAGCAUGAUCAGGCCCCCUACCAGCAUGAUCAGCCUCCCAGAAGCUACAAGGAGAGCAGGCGAGGGUCAUUUGCUGAGUGAUGCUCAGUAAUUUUCAGGGCUGGAUAUGGUGGCUCACAACUGUAAUACCAGCUGUUUGGGAGGCCAAGGUGGACAGAUCACUUGAGGUCAGGAGUUCGAGACCAGCCUGGCCAACAUGGUGAAACCUCAUCUCUCCUAAAAAUACAAAAAAUAGGCCAGGUGUGGUAGCAGGUAUCAGGUAUCUGUAGUACCAGCUACUCAGGAGGCUGAGGCGGGAGAAAUGCUUGAACCCAGGAGGCAGAGGUUGCAGUGAGCUGACAUCGCACUAUGGCACUCCAGCUUGGGUGACAGAGCGAGAUGCUGCUCAAAAGAAAAAAAAACUUCAGGAAGCAGACACCAAGUCAUUCCUUCCAUCUGAGUCGUGUUUUGGGAUCAUCACUUGUACAUUAAAGAGGUGGCCUUUCCGUGUCCGUCAGCUGAAUUAGGCACAAUUUCAGCGGUUACCACUUCAUGACCUGGGUUUUACCUACUAACUCAGGGUGGAAUGCAUCUGGGGAUAGACACAGAACUGUAGCACCUCAUGGGAUCUGAGCUUGACACUAGCUUCGAUUUCACUUUUAUAAUAAUAAUAGUAGAAAUAGAGACAGAAUAUAUUGCAUCCUUACCAUGUUAUGGGCAUUGUGCUAAGCACCUUAUAUAUAGUAUCAGCUUAUACUAUCCCACAAGGUAGGGUUUAUCAUCAUCUGUUGUGGUGAAGGAAACUGAGGUAUAGAGGAUUAUAUAACUUGCUCAAGAUCACAUCUCCUUACUCAAGGGUAUAGGGAUUGACAAGCUACCACUCUACCACCUGAGGUCCAAAUCUUGCCCACCACCUGUUUUUGUAAAUAAAGUUUUAUUAGAACACAGCCACACCUAUUCAUUUACAUAUUUUCUUUGGCUGUAUUCAUGCUACUGUGGCAGACUGGAGUAGUUGCAACAGACACCAUAUGCCCCACAGAGCCUACAAAAUUUACUCUUUGGUGCUUUCAGAAAUGGUUGAAUACUAUCCAAGCAAUAAGUGGCAAAUGUGAUACGAACGUAGGUUCCUUGGACCCAGAGGCUGAAGUCCUGAUCGUCAGUGCUAUGCUGCCUCUGUGUUACCAUUUCUGUGCUUGCCAUUUGUUCAUACGGUGGGUUUUAGGUUCCUGUUGUCUUCUGAAUCCUGGACCAUGAGUUCUUUGAGAGUAAGGACCCUGUCUUAUUCAUCUCUUUCAUUUCUCUGUUUAACACAGCACUAGGCACAUUGUUAAAGGCUCAAUGAAUAUUUGUCAAAUGAAUGAAUGGAUGGGUGGAUGGAUGGAUGGUUGAAUGGUUUUUAUAGCCUUCCCAGCACUGGAAGCCAACUCACCGUCCAGUGCUCUCCUCAUUAUGAAGUGAAUGCAAGAUAAAUUUCAUGAUGAGGACCUUAGGUAGGGACGAAGGUGAAUGACACUGUGCUGACUGAAGAUACCAGCCCCAUCGUUUCACGCCCUCAUCCUGCCAGGGAGAGUAAUAUGGAGGCCGCUGGAAGCCAGAGGAAGCUUUCUUUAUCAUUCCUUUUGACAGAUCUUUUAGAGAUGUCCUUGCCUAUAAUUCAGACUCUGAGCAUUACUAAUACAUUGUUGUCACACACAACUAAUAUCUGUCAUCCCCAUGUCAAGCAGAGUCCUGAAUAUAAAUUCCUGAGGUCCCUUCCCUAGAGCUGAGGCAGUUAAUGCAUGAGAGGGGUGCUCUUCCCUAAGUCAGCUGGGAAUUCCAGGCAGAAGCACCAGCAGCAUCACCCUCAACGUUAGGUUGUAAACUUCCCAGGGGGCACUGAUUCUAUUUCUUACUGAUAAAAAAAGUUCCCUGCUGGUGACUUCAUUUUCUGUAGCCAUGGCAUUUGAAAAACACCUCCAUGCACAGCGCUGAUUUUGUCCUCCCAGCAGGGUUUUGAAGUGGGCACUGCUAACUGCAUUUUGCGAAAGGAAACUUGCAUUUAUGGAGUACCAGUUCCUUACAUGUGUGUAUCUCUUAUAACAAAUUUGCAUUUCCCCCAUUUGUCAGAUGAAGAGAUGGCAUCGAGAGCCCAGGGAAGAUGCAAGUCUCAGCACUUGAACUCUGGACUAUCAGAUGCCAAAGUUCAUGAUAUUCAACCCUUCCUCGCAUUUGCAGUGAUGCCCUGGCAUGGCUUGGCCCUGGGUAGGGACAGCAUAGAGGACGUUUGUCUAAGGCUACUUCUUACCUGCUGAGACCUUGUGUGUCUGAAGCUCGGCUCAAGUCCCUGCAUCACCAGAGAUGAGAGCUUACUGCAGAUGAGUGGUGAGGGCUGCAUGGCCAUUAUCCACGCCUGGCGUGUUUUGCAGUGCUGGGGGAACGCACAGGUUGCUUACCAGACACAGUGUUCUGAGUUUUUCUCAGUUGUCCAUUUAGGUUUUCAAGAUUAUUCCUGAAAUGUGGGGUGGCUGGGGGCUCUCUGGGAGCCAGAGGGGCCUCUCAGAAGUUAAUGUUCCAUUCCAGGUUAUAAUGGACAGCAGCUGGGAUGUCUGCCUGGGCCACUUUGCUUUGAGCAUCUCUGCAAACUUGGCCUCCAGUGAAGAAUUUGUGAGCUUACUUAAGCAUAGCAAGCACAGGUGUAACAAAAUGGCAGAAGUUGCCAGUGUGUUCACCGCUGGGCUUUUGCUCAUAUGACCCUUAGCUGCCCCUUACCUUUAUGGAAGAGGACAUGCUUCCUGAUUUACCUUUCUCUUCUCUUUAGCUUCUUUACCAUUUAAAAAAUUUAAAUACCAUUUAAAAAAUUGAGUAUAAAUUAUAUACAAAUAUACAAUACAAAUCACAGAUUGUAAGUUCAAUGAGUUUUGAUGGAGGUAUAUCCCUAGAUGCCUACUGCACCAAUCAAGACAGUAUUUCUCCUCCACCCCAGAAAGUUCUUUCAUGUCCAUCUCUGAUCAUCUUGCCCAUCCUGAAGGCAACCCUUGUUCUGCUUUUUAGCACAUAGCUCAGAUCUCUCACAGAACUUCAUGUAAAUGCUCUCAUACAGUGUGUAUCCUUUUGUGUCUGGUUUCUUUCACUCAACGUGAUGUUUUUGAGAUACACCCAUGUGUUUUAUCAGUGCAUUCUUUCCUAUUAUUUUAUAGCUACAUAUUACCAAUAUUUUGUUGUGCGAAUAUACCGCCAUUUAUCGGUCCAUUCUCAUUUUGUUUCCUCGGGUUGCUGUGACAAAGUAUCACAAACGUGGUGACUUAAAACAACAGAGUUCUAUUGUCUCACAGCUCCACCGACCAGAAGUCCUGGGUCAAGGUGUGGGCAGGGAUGCACUCCCUCUGAAAGCUCUAGGGGAGGGCCCUUCUUUGCCCCUCCCAGUUUCUGAUGGCUUCCACCAAUACUUGGUGUUCCUUUCUUGUUUUGAGUCUGCAUUAUUCUAAACUCUGCUUCACAUGGCUUCUUUCCUCAGUGUAUUCCUCCUCCUCCUCCUUCUCCUUCUCCUCCUCCUUCUCCUUGUCUUCUUCCUCCUCCUUUCCCUCCUCCUCUUCCUUUCUUCUUUCUCUGCUCCUUUUCUUCUCCUUCUUCUUUUUCUGCUCCUCUUUCCUUCUUUUUCUUCACAGGGUCUGGCUCUGUUUCCCAGGCUGGAGUGCAGUGGUAGAAUCACAUCUCACUGCAGCUUCCACUUCCCAGGCUCAAGUGAUCAUUCCACCUCAGACCCUCCAGUAUCUAGGACUACAGGUGCCUACCACCAUGCGUGGCUACUUUUUUUUCCUUGUAUUUUUUUUGUAGAGACGAGGUAUUACCACCUUGCCCAGGCUGAUCUCAAACUCCUAGGCUCAAGCAGUCCUUCUACCUGUCUCCCAAAGUGCUGAGAUUACAGGUGUGAGCUAGCACACAGGUCCUCUUUUCUUAUAAGGACACCAGUCAUUGGAUUUAGAGCUUAUCCUAAUCAAGUAUGACCUUAACUUGAUUACUUAUGUAAAAAUCCUACUUCCAAAUAAGGUCAUGUUUACAGUUAUUGGGGGUUAAGACUUCAAUAUACCUUUUUUGGACGUACAGUUCAACCCAUUAUACAUCUGGAGUGCUUCCAGAUUGAGGUUAUUGAGAGUAAAUCUAAAUCUAUUUAGAACAUUCUUGUACACCCUUUUUGUUAUUGUUGUGGACAUAUAUUCUCAUUUCUCUUGAGUAAAUAGCUACAAGUAGAAUCCCUAGGUCCUGGUGUAUGUGUUUUUAUGUAGCUUCAUAAGAAACUGCCAAACUGUUUUCCAAAGUGGUUGCAUAUUUUACAAUCCCACCAGCAGGUGUGACAAAUCAGUUGCUCUGUAUCAUCAGUAGUUCUCAAUAUGGGGCAAUUUUGAAUUUUGUCCCCAGAGGACAUUUGGCAAUAUCUGAAGACAGUUUUGCUGGCCAUAAUUUGCAGUGGAGGGGACAGUGCUGCUAACAUCUAGCACCUGGGGAGGGACCAAGGAUGCUGCUGAGCAUUUCACAAUGCCCAGGGCAGCCCCCAUUCACAGUCCCCAGGAAUGGGUUAUCCAGCUGGAAAGGUCAAUGGUGCUGAGGUUGAGAAAUCCCACCCUGUCUCCUUGCUACCACUUAAUAUUGUCAGGCAUCUAACUUUAUUCAUCCCUAUAGUUAUGAAAUGUUAUCUCAUCGUGUUUUGCUUUGUGCAUCUUUAAUGACUAAAUGUGGCAAACAUUUUUUUGGACUUAUUGGCUAUUUCUCUCCAUUUUAUGUAAAUCAUCUAUUCAAAUCUCUUGCUUAUUUUAAAAUUGGGUUAUCUUUUUAAAAAAUUUCUAUUUUAUUUUAUUUUUAUUUUUUGAGGUGGAGUCUUGCUCUGUCACCUAGGCUGGAGUGCAGUGGUGCUACUGGGCUCACUGCAACCUCCACCUCCCAGGUUCAAGCAAUUCUACUGCCUCAGCCUUCCUAGUAGCUGGGAUUACAGGCAUGUGCCACCAUGCCCAGCUAAUUUUUUGUAUAUUUAGUAGAGGUGGGAUUUCACCAUGUUGGCCAGGUUAUUUUCAAACUCCUGGCCUCAAGUGAUAUGCCUACCUUGGCCUCCCAAAGUGCUGUGAUUAUAGGUGUGAGCCACAGCCCCCUGCAACAUCUGUCUCCCUGGUAAGUGAUUCUUGUGCCUCAAGUAGGAGGGUUUACAGAUUUGCACCACCAUGCCAGGCUCACUUUUGUAUUUUUAGUCGAGACGAAGUUUCACCAAAUUGGCUAGGCUGGUCUCGAACUCCUAACUUCACAUGAUCUGCCCAGGCUUCCCCAAGUGCUGGAAUUACUUGGCACGAGCCACCACCCCUGGCCUAAGAAUUUUUUAAUGUUUAGUGCUUUUUGUAUCCUAAGAAAUCUUUGCCAAUCCCAAAGUUGUCAAUAUUCUCCUAUUUUCUUUUAGAAGCUUUCCAGUUUUUAGCUUUUCUGAUAGGUUUAUUAUCUAUCUCACAUUAAUUUUUGCAUAUGAUGUAAAGUAAGGAUGGAAACUCUUUAUUUUCCAUGUGACUAUCCAGUUGUUCCAGCACCAUCUGUUGAAAAGACCCCAUUGAAUUUCUUGAUAUCGUCAUCGAAUGUAAGUUGGCCAUGUGUAUGUGGGUGUACUUCAAGACACUCCGUUCCAUUCCAUUGAUCAACUUGCCUGCUCUUAAGGCAAUAUCACACUGCCUUGAAGACAUUGUCUUAUCUCUCUGGCCUCUUGUCUUUUCAUCUGUCUCCUCUGAUUUUUCUUCUUUCAAUCUCCCUGUUUCACUGGGCUGGGGAUGAGUGCAGUUGGGAGAGAAAAACUAAGCUAUGUUUUGCUUCUUCUUAUUUCUCAUACCGUUUUGCAGCCUACCUCCCUUGCCAUCUUGUUUGUUUGUGUGUGUGUGUGUGUGUGUGAGCGAGAGAGAGAGAGGAGAGAGAGAGAGAGCGAGAGAGAGAGAGAGAGGAGAGAGAGAGAGAGCGAGAGAGAGAGAGAGAGAGCGAGAGAGAGAGGAGAGAGAGAGAGAAUUAAGCCAGGGAUAAAAAGUACCAGAUGCCUGCCCCAAGCAUCCCUGUUCUUGUUAACCAGUUUUCUUUCCUGUUUCCCACUCAGCACCUACGUUCUCACUUGUCUCAAGAGCAUCCCAUUUAAACAGAUUGGCCAAGCCUUAUUCCUCCCCUUGUCUUUGACUUUUUUGACUUCUUGAAAUCCCUCCCUCCCACCUGAAAUCUUCCUGGAAUCAACAGAAAAAAAGUCAUGCUUCUUCUUUCCUAAAGAGUGACUCAUCAAGCCAGGGCUGAACACUUACAAACAACCCUCCCUACAAGGGAUCAAAAAUGUUCCUGAUCUCUGUUGAUUCUUGGCAUGUUGUUGUGCAUCUGGGCUGAUGCUGCUGGUUAUAUCCUGGCAUUGCAGACCCCCUGCCUGUUUGACGUGGAUCAUGGAGCAUCCAAGAGUCCAGAACUGCGUGGGGUGAGGGAUAAGGGGCGGGGGCAGGUUAUUUUUUGCUGAUGAUCCAGAGAGAUGAAGCUUGUUGUGUAACUACCAGCAGCAAAGCCACAUAAAGUCUCAUGACUCUUCAGAACAAAAUGGAGAGAUUAUAUGCCCAUUGCAUCAUUAUUUAGAAAAAGUGUAUUUUUAAUAUUUGUGAAUCAGAACCUGUGCUAACACCUCAGUAUCUGAGGAAUGUUGAUACUUAUUUUUAGGUAUAGUUUGAAAGAUACAUAUUGUUUUUCUUUUCUUUUCUUUUCUUUUUUUGAGACAGGGUCUCACUCUGUCAUAUUGCCCAGGCUGGAGUGUAGUGAUAUGAUCUCAGCUCACUGCAACUUUCAUCUCCGAAGUUCAAGCAGUUCUCCCACCUCAGCCUCCCACAUAGCAGGGACUACAGGCACAUACCACUACGCCCGGCUACUUUUUAUAUUGUUUGUUAGAGAUGGGGUUUUGUCAUGUCGGCCAGGCUGAUCUUGAACUCCUGACCUCAAGUGAUUUACCCGCCUCAGCCUCCCAAAGUGCUGAGAUUAUAGGCGUGAGCCUCUGUGCCCAUCCUGAAAGGUAUAUAUUAAAGCCUAACUUUAAAACACAUUAUGUUUUAAAGAGCAAACUGAAAUAAACAGUAAGAACAGGAUUUAAAGACAGCUUGAGUUUGAAAUACUUAUCAAAAUGUGAGAUUUUGUUGGUAUCUACACUAGUAGUUUGAUGUGAGAAAUAUGCAAUAAAUGUUAUUUGCAUAACUUCAAAAAUCCAAUAUUAGAUUUUUUUUUUUUUUUUUUUUGAGACAGAGUCUUGUUCUGUUGCCAGGCACCAGGCUGGAGCGUAGUGGCGCGAUCUCAGCUCACUGCAACCUCCACUUCUCAGGUUCAAGCAAUUCUCCUGUCUCAGCCUCCUGAGUAGCUGGGACCACAGGUGUGCACCACCACGCCAGCUAAUUUUUGUAUUUUUUUAGUAGAGACGGGGUUUCACCAUGGUCUCGAUCUCUUGACCACAUGAUCUGCCCACCUCUGCCUCCCAAAGUGCUGGAAUUACGGGCUUGAGCCACCACACGUGGCCUAGAUUUUUUUUUUUAAAUGAUAUUCUAAAAUGGUUGAAGACUCACAAGAAAUUGUGGUACAGAAGUUCCUUGUAUCCUCCCCCAACUUCCCCCAGUGACAGCAUCUUACAUAACCACAGUAUAAAAUUGACAUUGGUACAAUACUGUUGACUUAAUACAGAUCUUAUUUGGAUUUUACUAAUUUUUACUUGUAUUUUUUUAGCAUUUUUUAAAAUGAUGAUUUUAUUGUUCAACAGAUGACCUGGCAGUAUCCAAGAAAAUUUUGGAAUGAGAAAGAUAUGAGUUCCCAUUCCAGCCUUGUCACUUAUCUGUGGGAUCAUGGGUGAUUCAUUCAACUUUUCUGAGCCUCAGUUUCUUCCUCUGUAAAACGGAGUUGAUCAUAUCUGCCUCUUAUAAAUUAAAUUACUUAUACAGAUAUAUCAUGCUUAAUAACGGUUGUGAUGGGUUGGCUGAAAAAUCUAAACUCACGGAAGUAUAAACAUGAAGGAAGCAGCUUUGAGUUUAAUUGAGGUACGUGGAGUGUCUUCUUUUCCAUUUUUAGUGACAACUCGGGCAGAUUUACUCACUUUUGGCUUGUAGAGCAUAAAGCAGAGAAAGUCUCCCUGGUGUUGGUGUGGCUUGUUUGAUUCUUCCGUUGUGAGUGAUCUCUCUGCGAAUGAUGAGGAUGGAGUCCUCUGGCUUGUCUGCAGGGUCAUCCUGAUAACGUCCCCUGCCACUGAGGGGCAGCCUGGUCUAAUUGACUCCUGGGAUGGCACCCCUCUGGUCCCUUUUCUGGUGGUCACCUAGACACAGAGGACUGCUGCCAUCCACUAGCCCUCAGGCUUUCCCUUGCAGUCAUGGGCAUAGGGGAUACUUCUCUUAUUCUCUGGGUGGGUAGAGAUCUGGGGUGCAGUGGGAAGUACCCCCAUCGCCUUCUCAGACUCACUACUUCAAUAGCCCCUUGUUACAGGAAAGGGGUCUUGAUCCAGACCCCAAGAGAGGGGUCUAAGAUCUCGUGCAAGAAGGAAUUCAGGGCAAAUCCAUACAGUAAAGUGAAAGCAAGUUUAUUAGAAAAGUAAAGGAAUAAAAGAAUGGCUACUCCAUAGACAGAGCAGCCCCAAAAGCUACUGGUUGCCCAUUUUUAUGAUUAUUUCUUGAUGCUAUGCUAAACAAGGGGUGGAUUAUUCAUGCCUCCUCUUUUUAGAUCAUAUAGGAUAAUUUCCUGACAUUGCCAUGGCAUUUGUAAACUGUCACUGAGCUGGUGGGAGAGUAGCAGUGGGGACGACCAGAGGUCACUCUUGUGACCAUCUUGGUUUUGGUGGGUUUUGGUAGGCUUCUUUACUGCAUCCUGUUUUAUCAGCAAGGUCUUGAUGACCUGUAUCUUGUGCUGACCCCUGUCUCAUCCUGUGACUUAGAAUGCCUUAGACAUCUGGGAAUGCAGCCCCAUAGGUUUCAGCCUCAUUUUACCCAGCUUCUGUUCAACAUGGAGUUACUCUGAUUCACACACCUCUGAUACCCUCAAGCUGUUUGGACGUAGGUCGUCUAGUGAUCCCCUACGUGCAGAAAUGUCUAGUGCUGUGCUGCACUGUCUAAUAUGGUAGCCACUAGCCACAGGUGGUAAUUAUUUAAAUUUAAAAGAAUUAUAAUUAUCGAGUACUGGCUUGCAACUGUAGUCCCAGCUACUUAGGAGGCUGAGGGGGGAGGAUCACUUGAACUCGGUUCGAGACCAACUUGGGCAACAUAGUGAGACCCCUGUCUCUUAAAAAAUAAUUAAAAUAGGUGGAGCUGCCUCAUCACUGCCAGACUUAAGCUGAGGCCCGUUGGCUCUCUGGCAGGCUGUAGAACUGAGCCCAGGCCACACUAUCCUGUUCAUGCUCUGUGCUUAUGCCAAAAGGUCAAUGGCAGUUUGCUGUGUUCUGCACACUGGGCAAAAGAUGUCCCUGAUUGGUCUGGGUACCUGGAAGAGUGAACCUGGUCAGGUAAAAGCAGCGGUUAAGUAUGCCCUUAGUGUAGGCUACCACCACAUUGACUGUGCUGCUUUCUAUGGCAGUGAGCCUGAGACUGGGGAGGCCCUGAAGGAGGAUGUGGGACCAGGCAAGGCAGUGCCUUGGGAGGAGCUGUUUGUGACAUCCAAGCUGUGGAACACCAAGCACCACCCCGAGGAUGUUGAGCCUGCCCUCCAGAAGACUCUGGCUGACCUCCAGCUGGGGCAUCUGGACCUUUACCUGUACGUGAUGCACUGGCCUUAUGCCUUCGAGCGGGGAGACAAUCCCUUCCCCAAGAAUGCUGAUGGGACUAUACGCUAUGACUCCACCCACUACAAGGAGACUUGGAAGGCUCUGGAGGCACUGGUAGCUAAGGGGCUGGUGCGGGUGCUGGGCCUGUCCAACUUCAGCAGUCAGCAGAUUGAUGAUAUACUCAGUGUGGCCUCCAUGCGUCCAGCUGCCUUGCAGGUGGAAUGUUACCCAUACUUGGCUUCGAAUGAGCCAAUUGCCCACUGCCAAGCAUGUGGCCUGGAGGUAACUGCUUAUAGCCCUUUGGGCUCCUCUGAUCAUGCAUGGCGCGAUCCUAAUGAACUUGUCCUGGAGGAACCAGUAGUCCUGGCGUUGGCUGGAAAGUAUGGCCGAUCUGCAGCUCAGAUCUUGCUCAGGUGGCAGGUCCAGCAGAAAGUGAUCUGCAUCCCCAAAAGUAUCACUCCUUCUCGAAUCCUUCAGAACAUCAAGGUGUUUGACUUCACCUUUGGCUCAGAAGAAAUGAAGCAGCUAAAUGCCUUGAACAAAAACUGGCAAGAUAUUGUGCCUAUGCUUAUGGUGGAUGGGAAGAGUCCUAAGGGAUGCAGGGCAUCCUCUGUACCCCUUUAAUGACCCAUACUGAAACCACAGCUUCUUGGCCUUCCUUCCAGUUCUCCAGCUAAUGAGGUCCUGCCACAACGGUAAGAGAGAAUUAAUAAAGCCGUGAGAACAUCCAA